Molecule: messenger RNA, 1446 nt
Organism: Hydatigera taeniaeformis
Lineage: Eukaryota; Metazoa; Platyhelminthes; Cestoda; Cyclophyllidea; Taeniidae
Source: the annotation of a GenBank genome assembly
AUGGCAGAUCGCGAGAACGCUCGCAUUCUCUACUACCAGUGGGCGCCCAUUCUCAUGGCUAUCCAAGCCCUCCUUUUCUAUCUACCCUGUCUUAUUUGGCGUCUCUUCAAUUCUCAUUCCGGCUUCAACGUGCGCCGCAUUAUGCAGAUGGCCAAUGACUCCAAUAUCCUCCUGCCUGAGCACGGCCUCAAAAACGUGCGCUUCAUUGCUCGCUACAUGGAGGGCUGUAUUUACCGUCUACGCGACUACAAACGCGUCCUCUCUACUGGUGCUGGAUGUGCUGGUACCGUCUCUGCUUUUCCUUAUCGUGGCAUGCAGCGUUUCCCCUUAGAAACUGAUCUACCUCCUCCCGGGUAUACAAAAGCUGAGAUGGAGGCGCGUAGAAGCGGUGGUGAUAAACGCAGCAACGGGGAACCAAAUCUGGGAGUUCCCCCAGCAAGACGACACAAGCGAACUACCGGAUCUUUGUGCGAUUGCACUAGAGGUGGUCUUGGAUCCUGUUGGGGAUCUCGACCAUCACGAAGGCGGUCAAGGAAACUUCCUCUUAAUCCCAUCACUGAAAGUAGCCCUGCAGCUGGAUUAGCUUCACCUAUAGAGAGGGUAGAGGUGCCUCGUAAAGGCGGAAAAUCAGCACCAGGAGGAUACAACUGCUGUGGACGAAGAAGCGGCAACUUUCUCGUAGUGCUGUAUUUCUUCGUGAAGGGACUCUAUCUCAUCAACAUUGUUGGGCAGUUGAUCCUGAUGGAGAAGUUCAUCGGAACAAACACCGCCUUUUAUGGGGUGCGUGUGCUAAUUGACCUGCUACAGGGCAAUGAUUGGCACACCUCUGGAAACUUUCCUCGUGUCACCUUUUGUGACUUUGAGGCUAAAAAAUUGGGCAAAAAUCAAUUGUAUACAAUUCAAUGCGUCCUUCCGUUGAACAUGUUUUUGGAGAAGAUCUUCAUUUUCCUCUGGUUCUGGCACUGUAUGCUGGGCAUCAUAACACUGAUAAGUUUUAUCAACUGGUUCCUGCGCAUGGGUUUCGCGCGCUACCGGCUCAAAUUCAUCCGUCGCUACUUGAAAAUUAUGUGUGUAAUGAAGGACACCGAUCGAAGCGCCUCAAAGAAGUUUGUGGAGAACUUUUUACGGCCAGACGGCAUUUUUCUUAUUCGUCUCAUCUCCAUGAAUGUGGGCGAUAUGAUGGCAGGCGAUCUGGCCUGUGAACUCUGGCACAUAUAUCGCCACAAACGGACACAAGACGUGGUGGCUGCGGAGGAGAUGAAAUACAUUGAACCAAUACCCAACUAUCUGGGCCAUCCACAGGCCUCGGGGUUAAGGCACCAUCACCCUGAAAUUGGAUUUAUUACUGCUCCUGCUGCCCCUAGAAACGCUGGAGGUGGUGCUGGGGGUGGUGGGGGUGGGAAUGGGGAGAAAGUAAUGCUCAAUGGAGAUGAUAGCAUUGUCUAG